AUGCCAAAAAGAAAUGGCCAAGAAUCUAAUCUGAAAGCAUACAAAAAAUAUACCAAUAAAACGCGCCAGAGGAUUACCUCAUUUCGAGCAAACAACGUUCAACGCGACUUGAAUGUUAAUUUUCAGAGCCAUAGUUCGAUCAUCGCUCCCUCGUGGGUUUUCCUGUCGCUAGGAUCUAUGACCGUUUUAGUCAAGAGAUUUGCUAGCAAUGACUUGUCGGAGCUCUGGAACGAGUUGGUCUCCCGCGGUCGGAUCGAAGCCAUCUUUAAUCGUUUGAGAAAAUGGGUUGUGUCUGCUCUAUUUGCUUCCAUCAUCAUUCUUCUGCGGCAUGAUGGUACUGCGUUGUGGGCAAUCAUUCGUUCCGUUUCGAAUUCGCUGUCUGUAUUCCUCAAACGUUUACUUAACCAAGCGAGGCCUGCUACAACCUCGCGAACUGAUCCCGGGAUGCCAUCUUCCCAUGCCCAGUCCAUGUCCUUCAUAUCUGUGUUUGCGGUUUUGUCUGAUAAAAGCAAACUUGAACCGAGACAUCCAUUGUUUCCACUACCAACGGUUAAGACAGAUUGGUCAAUGUUAUUAUUGUGCAGUUAUGGAAUGGCUUGGAACCAACGAAGUCUCCCUGUUCCUAAGCAUGCUCAUCCUCGCAUUGGGUUCAUAUUUUGUAAGUGUUUCAACUAUUCGAUUCGCAUGCUUUUAAACUCAUUUAGUUUCUUGGUAAACCAAUUUGCAUUGAUCUCUCCCUCUGCAAAUGUGCAGAUACGGUUAAGGGUUUCUCAGAAACUUCACACAAGCAAUCAAGUGGUAGUUGGUGGGUUGAUGGGUUCUGUUUUCUGCAUCUUUCGGUACAAAACGUGGAACUUGCUUCUUCUUGAAGCCUACGAGUCAUCUCUAUUACUCCAACUAUAUGUGUUUCUGGUUGCAUCUGCAUAUACGCUAGCUUUUGCAGCCUACGUUGUACUCAACUGGUUCAGACACGAUAGAUGAGCAUAACCUUUUUAACUUUCCAUAUCUGCUUAAAAUAUCUACCAAACCAUAAGGUCGUUUGUGAAAGUUUCAAAUGUAGGCAACCCACGCAUUUGAGACUAGAGAGCAAACAUUGAAUGUUAGUGAAUGUGUAUGCGACCGCAAAAAAAACGAAACAUGUGUGUUGUAGCUACUCGUGAGCUAUACAUCCUCUUGAACGGUUAAAACAAAUAACCAAACAUGUAUAUAUUUUCUAUUCACAAGGCGUGCUAAACGUCUUGCAUCUUAUUUCUCUUUGCCCAUAUCAAACAAACACCCAUUAUGGAGACAAGAGGGCUUACUUAAUCAUCCUUGAGAGUCUGUGAUGCUUCUGAUGAUGGUCGGGACGCAGGAAUGUAA
Molecule: messenger RNA, 1359 nt
Organism: Brassica rapa (field mustard)
Lineage: Eukaryota; Viridiplantae; Streptophyta; Magnoliopsida; Brassicales; Brassicaceae
Product: lipid phosphate phosphatase epsilon 1, chloroplastic
Biological process (GO): lipid biosynthetic process; protein N-linked glycosylation
Cellular component (GO): endoplasmic reticulum membrane; intracellular membrane-bounded organelle
Molecular function (GO): dolichyldiphosphatase activity
Source: RefSeq, a predicted model, not a curated record